AGUGUUUACAUUAUAAACCCACGUCGUAAAGAUAAGAUCAGUUGAAGCUAGGUUGUUUUGAUCAGCCUAUAGAUCGCCUAACAAUGGCUUGUACAUCGCUACUAUUGUCUAUUUUUGGAAUUUCCCUGCUCCACACUUCAAGAGGGUUCUUAGCAUCAGCUAACGAGACUGUGAUAACUGAAACAAACGCCGGGUCUGGCUCGUGCCCUGUCCAUUGUAAAAUAAAGCCUUGUGUCGCACAGGUGGGAUGUUCUCUCUGCGAAAACGGUUUCUGUCUACACUACCAACGGAACGGAACCUCAACUUUAGGAAUCUGUUUGGCAUCCUGUCCAUCAGGGUUCUAUUGCGAACAAUUCCGGUUUUCAAUCUGCAGAGCUUGCAAGGACACGAAUUGUGAUACAUGUGAUUCUCGCGGAAAAUGCACGAAGUGUAAAAUUGGUUUCUCCCUUAUGGCCAGCGACAGCACCUGCCACGCCGCCUCUACAACUCCACCCUUGACAACCGCUACAACAACUGCAGAUUCUACUACAACUGACAUCAUGUCGACGAUGGGACAGGCAAUAUCUGCAUCAACACCGAAUGUUCCAGGGGCGGCAUCUCUUUAAACAUGUCACGCAGAGUAAUUAACUGUGUAGUGUCUAUUUCAAUAAGUCCUGGUACCUAUAAAGCAAAAUUGUUGUUUUUCUAUCAAA
Mizuhopecten yessoensis (Yesso scallop) is the source of this 692-nucleotide messenger RNA. RefSeq names its product R-spondin-1-like. The transcript is spliced from 5 exons. Lineage: Eukaryota; Metazoa; Mollusca; Bivalvia; Pectinida; Pectinidae. Bases 84 to 605 code for a protein of 173 amino acids. The record is from RefSeq and is a predicted model, not a curated record.